Molecule: messenger RNA, 1260 nt
Organism: Alternaria alternata
Lineage: Eukaryota; Fungi; Ascomycota; Dothideomycetes; Pleosporales; Pleosporaceae
Exons: 3
Coding region: 1-1260 (419 amino acids)
Source: RefSeq, a predicted model, not a curated record
AUGGCACGCUAUCAACUCCGAAGGCCAUCCCCGGUCAAGGUCUUCCCAAAGCGCAUUCGUCAGGUCGAUCCUGUUGCAAGUACGAUGCCUGCUGCCGAAGCUGAAGAGGAAGAAGGCCCAGAGAGCCCAGAUUCACCAUUCAGCAGCCCAUCAACAGUCGGUGACAUAUCCGAGAGCGAGGAUUCGGAAUCCGAAGACGAGGCCGAGCCACCAUCACCGGUUGAAAGCGGUGCCACAGCUGCAUCUACUGCAACUCUGGAUGCCACUUCAACCCUGAGUGCUACUUCAACUGUGGGUGCUACUUCAGCUGCGGGUGCUACUCCAACUGCGGGUGCUACUUCAACUGCCGCUAUAUCAAUGCCAACCUCUUUAUCGGAAAACAAAAGAAAGGAUGCACCACAACCCCAGAUUACCGGGUCCACACUCUCAACUGCUGUUCGUCCUACCAUAACGUCAACCAUCAUCAAGGAGGUCAGACCAACAGACCCUCCGGAGCUGUCUUCGGCAAUAGCUUCAGUAUCUCUAGCUCCGCCACCUGUGAACACAGCUGAGCCAGAACUUUCCGGCGAGAGUAGUGUCCCCCAAAGGCUUCCACAACGAGAACAAGAGCCUAUCAUGACAAAAGACGCCAUGAUUGCAGCAAUAGUGUUGGGUGUACUUGUAGGUGCAUUAGCGCUGCUUGUCGCUGGAGUAGUUUUCAUCAAGCGCCGCAAACGUAAGCACAGUUAUAUCGAUGCGGAUCCAUCAUUCGAAUCCUCCAAUCCUUACGCACCCGCCUCCAUCCCACCUCCAGAGACCGCACACGUAGGUACCGCAUCUUCGAUCUUCGCGCGUCUCAAUGGCGGCGACGGUGCUGGCGGAAACGGUCAUUUGACCCGAUCCACCGACCGCAGCAAUACACUAUUCGGUCCAGGCCCAUACUCCCGCCCCGAAACCGUUUCUACCGAGCGCUCAACCCGUGUACCACCAACGCCAAAUCCGUUUGCUGAUCCACCCCUCAACAAAGCGUACGAUGUACUAAACAACCGACCUAGAAGUACGACGCUUACGGAUCGCGGAAGUUGGCAGCAAAAUCCCUUCAAGAAUCCAGAGAGCGAGCGAUUCGAUCCUUUUGGAGAGUUGAAAGAGAAGGCUAGAAGGGAAAGGAUACGGUAUGUGGAGGAUGCGAGACGAGAAGCCGAGUUGAGGAAGCAGAUGGAGCAGAAAGAGGCGAUGGGACUCCGGCCGGAUGGUAUACCGUGGGAUGGCGGAUAUCGGUGA